Miscanthus lutarioriparius is the source of this 1095-nucleotide messenger RNA. Lineage: Eukaryota; Viridiplantae; Streptophyta; Magnoliopsida; Poales; Poaceae. The record is from the annotation of a GenBank genome assembly.
AUGGCGCUGAAGCGGUCACGAUCUAGGUCCAGUGAGCCACCUGCACCGCUGGCGAAGCGCCAGCUCCCGUGGCCGACGGGGAGAUCGCCUUCCGUGCCCAAGGUUAGCCUUAUCGGCAUUAUCGCUGCCAGGCGGUCCGGUAGGCUGCGCGGCCAGGCGGCCUCACGGUGGUCUUCGGUGGUCCCGCGGCCCGGGACACCACCGCCGUCUCAGCCGACCUUGUUCCGGUCGAGUACGUCGUCGGAGCCGGCCGACGAACCCCAAUCGCCUACGGAGCGCGUCCGCGACGACGGUGGCCGCAAGAGGAAGAAGGCGCUUUUAUCUAGUCAUGCAGGAGCACGGCCAAGGCCACGGCCACGGCGUUGUCUCCACUACGGCCUCGUCGAGGUCUCCGGCAAGAUCUACGCCGCUGACAUGCUCACCGAGGAUCCGCGGUGCGUCGUCCUUCGCUCGGCGGCGGCGGCGGCGGCGAGAGACGAGCGCGUCGGGUGGACAUCCCUGCCGCGGCCUCCGUUCCGCGAUCGCAUCCUGACGCUCGCCGCGUACCCGCUGCGCCGCGGCCUCCUAGCCUCGACGGAGAAAGGCGAGACGUUCCUCCUCGACGGCCGCCGCCGGGGCGGUGCGGCGUGGAUCGCGCUGCCCGGGUCGGCGCGGCUGCCGUGGGAAGAGCGCGCCGUGUACGCCAAGGACCACGACCUGUGGUUCGAGGUGUCGCCGAACGACGGGCGUCUGCGCGCGCACGAACUCGACGUCGUCCUGGGCUCGGGCGUUGCUCCCAGACUGGAGCAGAAGACGCACCGGGUGUCGGACCCCAUACCGGUGAUCACGCCGCGCGCGCGCGGCGGGGCGACGCGGAGCGCCAAGCUAGUCUACCUCGGGAGAAGCAUGUUCUGCAUCGUGCAAGCCGACGGCAUAGGAGCGGGCGGCUGUCCUGUCACCGUGACGGUGUUCAGGGUGAUCGACUCCGAGAUGCCGGUGACACUGGUGGAGAGGAGGCGUCGUCGGCGCCGGGAACGCGGGAUGAACGCGAGAUGGGUUGCCGCCGAGCUGGAGCGCGCGUGCGCGGACAAGGCGUCCGGAUCUGGUCGGAGGUAA